Molecule: messenger RNA, 1538 nt
Organism: Eremomyces bilateralis CBS 781.70
Lineage: Eukaryota; Fungi; Ascomycota; Dothideomycetes; Eremomycetales; Eremomycetaceae
Exons: 6
Coding region: 288-1367 (359 amino acids)
Cellular component (GO): cytoplasm; nucleus
Molecular function (GO): RNA binding
Source: RefSeq, a predicted model, not a curated record
CAUCACCACCCCCCGAUCCAACCAUCCCCCUCCCCCAAUCCAUCCACCAUCCCAUUUCCCAAAAGCUCUCAUCAGCAGAGCUUUCCCUUCCCGCAUCCCGCCCUCCCUCACAUCAUCGGGGAGCGCCAACCGUCCCGCUUCUUUUCGUGAGAGCUCGCGAGUUCCUGGACGCACGCGUUGUCGUCCGUGGAGCAAUUGGCUCUUACGUUCCCGAGGUCCGCACGCCUCCCAGUCUGAGAGUCACCCGGUGAGAAAGCGCGAUUCGCGCGCAAUAGAGGUCUUUCAUCAUGUCGGGCAUUGCUUCCAAGAACCUCUACGAUCUACUCGGCAACGAUAUCGAGGCCGACCCUUCGCUUCCUCCCCCAAAGCCUGUCGAGCCCGUCGACCGCACCCUUCCGCGCACCGGCAAGCGAAACGCCACCGGAGAGGCCCCUGUUGCCGCUAUCCCGGCUGGAGGUGUCCGCGGUGGUCGAUCCCGCCAGGAAGCUUCAGCGUUCCGAGACCGCAACGCCGGCCAUGGCAGCAAUGUGACCCGCAACCGGGAGUACACUGGAGCAGAGGGUGAGCGUGGUGGAUACCGUGGUCGUGGCCGUGGUGGCCGUGGUCGUGGAGAGGGUGGACGACGUGGAGGCUUUGACCGCCAUAGCCGCACCGGCGUCGCCGAUCAUGACAAGCAACUCGCUCACGGCUGGGGCGCUAAGACCGGCGAAGGCGAAUUCGCUGACGAGAGAGCCGGCGACGCCAUCGCCAAGGCCGACGAGAAGGCGGCGGCCGGCUCCGUCCCCGCGGGUGCCGAUUCCGGCUUCGACGACGCCGCUCCCGUCGGCGGCGACAUGCUGACCGAGGCUGCCGAGCCCGAACCGGAGCUCCCGGCGGGCAAGUCUUAUGAGGAAUACCUCGCCGACCUCGCCGAGAAGAAGCUGAACCUCGGCGGCGGCUCCCUCGACGUGCGCAAGGCGAACGAGGGCACCAAGACCAAGUUCCCCGAGGGCAAGGCGCUUACCCGCGAGGAGAGCGAGGACUACUUCAUCGGCGCCGAGGGCAAGGCGCGGAAGGUCAAGGAACGAAAGGAGAAGACCUUCGUCGCGCUCGACGAUGCCCGUCUGCGUGAGGAGCCGCGCGAGAACGCCCGUGGCGGCCGCGGUGGCCGUGGCGGACGCGGUGGUGAUCGCGGCGACCGCGGCGACCGUGGUGACCGCCCAGACCGUGGUGAUCGCCCGGAUCGUGGCGACCGCUCCGAGUUCCGUGGACGCGGCCGUCCCCGAGGCGAAUUCCGUGGCCGUGGAGAAGGGCGUGGACGCGGUGGCCGUGGCGGUGCUGCGGUCAACGUCAACGACCAACGCGCGUUCCCCUCGUUGGGCGCGUAAAAAAGGACGAUUUUCAUACCUGUCCUAGACCGCGGUGUAUUCAGUAGGAAAGCGAGCUUCGGUUCCGUGUUGCACCUUCUGAGCAUCCAUGGCGGGUUUUAACCAUCAGAGUUUCAUUCGAGAGAAAACGGAAAGAAGGGAUCGUUUCAUUGCCGAGAAAAAGUCAGAUCA